GUGCGCGCCUCCCCCGCCCCCAGCCUCCCAGUCCCCGGGGCCCAGCACGCAGCCCUGCUGACGUCAGCGGGCGGCUAGCGGAGCCGGGUGCGCAGAACUGCCGGCGCACUCGCGCGCUGCGCUCGCCCCCUCCCCCAGCCCGGGCCCAGGCGCGCGCGCGCGCGCGCUCCUUCGCUCUCUCUCCCUUCUUUUUUCCCCUCCCUCCCGGCCUCUCUCUCUCUCUCUCUCUCCCUUGAGCUCCUGGCUGGCCUCGGCUCCCUCGCGCUCUCCCUCUCUCUCCGGUAGGCUCCACCGAGCGAUGCGAGUUCUGCGAGACAGCGACGCCUCCUCCUACUAGAGACUUGCCCCCCGGCCCGGCCCCCUGUCCAGCCCUGCCCAGCGCGCGGGGGUCGGCGAAGGAGCCGCGGACGCACCGACGGCUGAGGACCGGCGAUGCACAUGCACUAGCAGCACCCCCUAACUCACUCCCUCCACACCCCGCGCCGCCGCCGCCGCCGCCUCCACCUCCUCCUCCGCCGCCGCCUCCUCCUCCUCCUCCUCCGGCAGCCGCGGCUGAAGGACCCACCCUGCCCCCCACCCCACCCUCCGCCGGCUCCGGCUGCGGCUCCAGCCGCGACUAUUAUUUUAUUUAUUUUGGGUCGUGCACAAGCCUCAGUGCCUGCAGCCCGCGCCUCCUCGGCCCGCGGGCGCCUCCUCUUUCGGCUCCGGAGCCUCAGCCUCCGGCCGCCCUCGUCUCGACACCCCCAGACCCCCGCCGGCUGCCGCGAGUCCCCGCUCCUGGAAUCUUGUUAGCGGCUGUCUUUUUGGGGGGUUCUGGUUUCCCGACAUUUUUGCUUCCAGCCAAGGAGAGGAUAUCGUGAUUUUUCCCCCUUUGAGCCCAGGCUCUGCUCUCUGGGGGGGUGGGGGGCGCGCCGAGCCGGGGAGCCGUGCCAGCCGAGUCGUGCGGGCUGUGGCAGGGAAGGGGCCACCAUGGGAUGUACUCUGAGCGCAGAGGAGAGAGCCGCCCUCGAGCGGAGCAAGGCGAUUGAGAAAAACCUCAAAGAGGAUGGCAUCAGCGCCGCCAAAGACGUGAAAUUACUCCUGCUGGGGGCUGGAGAAUCAGGAAAAAGCACCAUUGUGAAGCAGAUGAAGAUCAUCCAUGAAGAUGGCUUCUCUGGAGAAGACGUGAAACAGUACAAGCCCGUUGUCUACAGCAACACCAUCCAGUCCCUGGCAGCCAUUGUCCGGGCCAUGGACACUUUGGGCAUCGAAUAUGGUGACAAGGAGAGAAAGGCUGACGCCAAGAUGGUGUGUGACGUGGUGAGCCGGAUGGAAGACACGGAGCCCUUCUCUGCAGAGCUGCUGUCUGCCAUGAUGCGGCUCUGGGGUGACUCAGGAAUUCAAGAGUGCUUCAACCGGUCUCGGGAGUAUCAGCUCAAUGAUUCUGCCAAAUACUACCUGGACAGCCUGGAUCGGAUUGGGGCCACCGACUAUCAGCCCACUGAACAGGACAUCCUUCGAACCAGGGUCAAAACCACCGGCAUCGUAGAAACCCACUUCACAUUCAAGAACCUCCACUUCAGGCUGUUCGACGUCGGGGGCCAGCGAUCUGAACGCAAGAAGUGGAUCCACUGCUUUGAGGACGUCACGGCCAUCAUUUUCUGCGUCGCGCUCAGCGGCUACGACCAGGUGCUCCAUGAAGAUGAAACCACGAACCGCAUGCACGAGUCUCUCAUGCUCUUCGACUCCAUCUGUAACAACAAGUUCUUCAUCGAUACCUCCAUCAUUCUCUUCCUCAAUAAGAAAGAUCUCUUUGGUGAGAAGAUCAAGAAGUCACCUUUGACCAUCUGCUUUCCUGAAUAUACAGGCCCCAAUACCUAUGAAGAUGCAGCCGCCUACAUCCAAGCACAAUUUGAAAGCAAAAACCGCUCACCCAACAAAGAAAUUUAUUGUCACAUGACUUGUGCCACAGACACGAAUAAUAUCCAGGUGGUAUUCGACGCCGUCACCGACAUCAUCAUUGCCAACAACCUCCGGGGCUGCGGCUUGUACUGACCUCUUGUCCUGUAUAGCAACCUAUUUGACUGCUUCACGGACUCUUUGCUGUUGACGUUGAUCUCCUGGUAGCAUGACCUUUUGGCCUUUGUAAGACACACAGCCUUUCUGUAUCAAGCCCCUGUCUAACCUACGACCCCAGAGUGACUGACGGCUGUGUAUUUCUGUAGAAUGCUGUAGAAUCCGGUUUUAGUUGAGUCUUUACAUUUAGAAUUCGAAAGGAAAAAAACAUUUCUCAUGUGCUUUGUAGCUUAAAAAAAAAAAAAGGAAAGGAAAACUCACCAUCUCAUCCAUGUUACUUUCUCUUUCAAAAUACACACAUACAUCUGCACCCACGGCCCCCCAUCCCACCUCACGGUGCGGCCCCCCGCGCCCCUGCUGAGGUGCUGGGCCCACCUGCUGCCGUGGGCUCCUAUGCGGUGCGUUGGUCAGCAGGAGUGUGCCUGGGCAGGGCUGUCCAGAAUGCCCCAGGCCACCGGGACACCACGGAUGCCACCAAGCACUCUCCCCAGCCCUAAGCCACUCCAGCCACACACUCACUCCAGGUUUGUACAGAAAAAGCACAGCUCUCACUGGCCAGUAGCUGCCAAACAGAAUACAAGAAUAUCCCAUCAUCAAUGGAAAUAUAGCCCUCUAGAAACCAAUUUUCCCACCGACCCCCCCUUUCUACAGAUUUCCUUUUUUUUUUGGUAGCUUUUAUUUCUGUCCUGAUGAGUACUAUGUAUUACAUAGCAGAUCAGCUCUCAAGAGUCUUUGGGAAAUGGGGUUGUGGUUCUUUUCCUUUGACACCUUAUAGGUCUCCCGCCUCCCCUCUCGUGUGUGCGCCCCCUCUCGGCCUUUUCCUUUGUUCCCCUGACCUGUGUUCUUCCCUCUCAUGUGGGGAUGUUCGUGCUGCAGAUAAAAAGAACAAAAAAAAAAAAAAAAUUUUUAAAUACCACAAGAUGGAAAAAAAAAACAAAAAUUUUAAAAACAGAUGGAAUGUAGUGUUUACAUUAAAGCCACCAUUUUCAUGAUCAGUCCCUAUGUCAUUUCUACUUUGAACAGUAUCCAAACCCCAAACCUCUUCACAGUUUCACUUUUCAGACUUAAUAUUUGCUGAAGAAGACCAGUCACAGCCAUUUCAAAUAAAGAGGAGGCAAAAAGACAAAACAUAAAAAAAAAAAAAAAAAUUAAAAACUUGGAAAAAAAAGGAAAAAAGAAAAAAAAAGCCCACGGGUCUUUCUAAGCCUUUCUAUUCCCAAUCGGUGAGGUUUCUGUGAUAUCUUACACACUGCCAGUCUACUUCUCUAAUGGAAAAUUCAUGUGUAGCUCAAUAAAGAGAAUGUUUGUCUGUA
Nycticebus coucang (slow loris) is the source of this 3368-nucleotide messenger RNA. It is a transcript of the gene GNAO1, whose product is annotated as G protein subunit alpha o1. Gene Ontology annotation, biological process: adenylate cyclase-modulating G protein-coupled receptor signaling pathway; G protein-coupled dopamine receptor signaling pathway. Bases 970 to 2034 code for a protein of 354 amino acids. Gene Ontology annotation, cellular component: heterotrimeric G-protein complex. Gene Ontology annotation, molecular function: G-protein beta/gamma-subunit complex binding; GTP binding; mu-type opioid receptor binding. Lineage: Eukaryota; Metazoa; Chordata; Mammalia; Primates; Lorisidae. The record is from RefSeq and is a predicted model, not a curated record. The transcript is spliced from 9 exons.